UACUAUCACAAUAUCUCUCAGGCGCCUGCAGUCAGUGUGUGUUUUAGCUAGAAAAAGGCUUUAAACGCGGAUUAACGCACUAGCUAGUCGGAUAGAUUAAUUAGUUAGUGUUUAUAAAACGAGAUCGCACCUUUAUUUGAACAGCUUUGUUAUAUAACAGAAAGAAAAUGAUAGAAGAAAUACAGGCCAGGUUAGAUGAGAAAGAGUCAUUCAGAUAUCAUAUACAUUCUCUGUUAGUGACAGAUAAAGCAGGGUUUGAUAAAGUCUAAAGACUAAGAUAAAGGAGCAAAUCGAUAUUUUUAUGAUUUUAGUUGCUAGAUUAAAAGCUUUAUUUUCUCAGGAUUAGCCAUUAGAGCUGCACGGACGAGAUUUGUUUGACUGCGAUUUAUUUAGCAUUUAAAUUGAUCAACUAAAUAAUCCAGAAGAUGUGUUCUCAGCUCCUUAUGUUUAAUAUAUAUAUAUUUUUUUUUAAAUCUGGUGAUAUUUUUAAAGCAGGUUUGUGAGAUCUGUUUGUGUGGGUUAGUUAGCAUCAGCCUUAGCAUCCACAUACUAGACGUGUAAAAGAGAUUUAGCAGAUAAAAGAGUAAAAUAGUAAUUGAAAUCUUAACAUUAUUAUCAGGCAUUUAUUUACUGUUUUGAAGUACAGAGGGUCUGUGACAGUGCCGUUAAAUCAUAUUAAAUCUGUUCUGCUGAUCACAUCUGAAGACAUUAGCCGGCGAGCUAACACGAAGGACAUCAGGAGGAUUUUACACCAAAACAUUGACUUAUUUAUUUACUCAUUUAUUAAUAACGAAAUAUAUCAAAUCGUCGUGAAAGAAGGAAGAAGAAGGCUUUCCUUGAGGAGGAAUUGACAUCAGGAGGCAGCAUUAAGGAUCGUCCCCAGCGCUCCCGGCGCUCUUGAUCAUCCCAGCGCUCAGCGUGCUGGCUCCUCCCCCUCCCGGCGGCAGCGUGCGCUCUCAGCCGCCCCCGUGCACCCCGCGCUCGCCAGGCCUGCGCGCCCGAGCCCAUGCCCCCAGCUCCGCGCGGCCCUCCAACGCCAUGUGUGUCCCGCACACUAUGGAGGCGGGCAAGCACAGCGCCAGCCAGGGGCAGGGCAGCCGCGCCGGGGUCCCCCUGGAGCCGUUCAUUCACCAGGUGGGCGGCCACACCAGCAUGAUGCGUUACGACGACCACACUGUCUGCAAGCCGCUCAUCAGCCGCGAGCAGCGCUUUUACGAGUCCCUGCCGCCAGAGAUGAAGGAGUUCACCCCCGAGUACAAAGGUAUGGUGCUGGUGUGUUUUGAGGGUGACUCUGAUGGCUACAUCAAUCUGGUGGCAUAUCCAUAUGAAGAGAGCGAGGGGCUGGACCAUGAAGAGCUGUCCGAAAGAGAUCAGCCUCGCCGAAAACACUCUCGCCGUAGCCUCCACCGCUCCAGCAGCGAGCACAAAGAGGACAGACCUGCUCACGACGGCGACAGCAACGACAAUCUGCAGGAGUUGAAGAGUCCUCGUCUGAACCUACAGAUGCAUUCAGAUGUGCCCUUCCAGAUGCUGGACAGCAACAGCGGCCUGAGCUCAGAGAAGAUCAGCCACAACCCCUGGAGUCUGCGCUGCCACAAACAACAGCUCAGUCGCAUGCGCUCUGACUCCAAAGACAGAAAACUCUACAAAUUCCUGCUGCUGGAGAACGUAGUCCAUCAUUUCGUCUACCCCUGCAUCCUGGACUUGAAGAUGGGCACCCGGCAGCACGGUGAUGACGCGUCAGAGGAGAAAGCCGCCCGCCAGAUGAAGAAGUGCGAGCAGAGCACAUCUGCCACAUUAGGAGUGCGUGUGUGCGGCAUGCAGGUCUACCAGAUGGACACCGGUCACUAUCUAUGCAGGAACAAGUACUACGGCCGCAGUCUUUCUAUCGAGGGAUUUCGACACGCACUCUUUCAGUUCAUGCACAACGGGACGCAGCUGCGCAAAGACCUUUUCGAGCCCAUCCUGAGCAAACUUUGCAGCCUGAAGGCUGUGCUGGAGCGCCAGGCCUCGUACCGCUUCUACUCCAGUUCGCUGCUCAUCAUAUACGAGGGCAAGGACCCCGAGUCUGUGGACGCUGGCUGGCAGAGGGCCUCGGAGCCGGAGAGGCUGGGCUGUGUGGAGAGCCCGCCGGCCUCGGAGCCCCACACGCCUCCGCAGACGCUGAGCGUGGAUGUGCGCAUGAUCGACUUCGCCCACAGCACCUUCAAAGGCUUCCGCGAUGACCAAACCGUCCACGACGGGCCUGACCGCGGAUACGUGUUCGGACUGGAGAGCCUCGUCGACAUUUUGCAGGAAAUCCGUGACGAGAACCAGUAGCUCCAGCCAGCAGCUUUUCAUAGAGAAACAAAGAUGUUUGUCAAGAUUGCACAUUGACACAAACCUGAAGGUGUGUUUGAACCGUGAGGGAUUGGUGUACACAAGAAAUGGAGGUGACCUCUACCCAUAAAGGGUCUUGUCUCUGCUGUCAGGAAAGAAAUGGCUCAACAGAAGACGGUUUCAGUUUGUUUGGCACAUGGAUUCAUCGCCACCAUGUGGCCCACUGAAGCACUGCAGGAAUGAACCAUGAACUCAGGCCGUCAGCUGUCAUGGUCUCUCUUAGAGUGUGGCAUUGCUAAAGAGAGAGAAAGUGUGUGUGUGUGUGUGUGUGUGUGUGUGAGUGUGUG
Messenger RNA from Sinocyclocheilus rhinocerous, 2666 nucleotides. It is a transcript of the gene ip6k1, whose product is annotated as inositol hexakisphosphate kinase 1. NCBI's taxonomy places the organism in Eukaryota, Metazoa, Chordata, Actinopteri, Cypriniformes, Cyprinidae. Gene Ontology annotation, biological process: inositol phosphate biosynthetic process; phosphatidylinositol phosphate biosynthetic process. Gene Ontology annotation, cellular component: nucleus; cytoplasm. The transcript is spliced from 6 exons. The record is from RefSeq and is a predicted model, not a curated record. The coding region runs from base 1039 to 2319 and encodes 426 amino acids. Gene Ontology annotation, molecular function: inositol hexakisphosphate kinase activity.